AUGGCUCUACCCAAACUACCUCAGCUAAUAUCCAUAUACAAUGUUCAUGCAAAAAAGGCACUUGGUCAAAACUUUCUUCUCCGGCCGGGUGUUACCGAUAGUAUUGCUCAACAUGCCGUAGCCAAAAAGAGAGAUGGAAAAACUCUUCAUGUAGAAGUGGGUCCAGGCCCGGGUGGUUUAACUAGAAGUCUUCUUAAAUUGGGUGUUACACAUCUCGUCGCUGUCGAAAAAGAUGCAUCAGUAGCUCCAAUGCUUCAAAUACUCCAAGCAUCUGUGCCAAGUCGGUUUAGAUUCUUGUUGGGAGAUAUGCUUGAAAGUGAUCAGCAGGUGCUAUUCAAUCAGAUCAUGACAGAGGCUGUUGAAUGCGAUCGUCUGAGUCAACCCAAUUCCAAUUCCAAUCCAGAUAAUCAACCCCACUUUGACAAAGUGCAUAUCGUUGGAAACCUUCCGUAUUCCAUUUCGUCGCCUCUGCUGCAUAUGUGGAUAAAACAAGCAGCUACGGAAAAAUAUUUGUUUUCCUUUCCCAAGACUGAAAUGACUUUAAUGCUACAGCGCGAGGUGUGCGAGAGGAUUGCAGCACCCGUGGGAACAAAGGUGCGAGGAAGAUUGUCCGUUUUGUGUCAGGCUUUCUUUGAUGUCAAGAUGUUAUCCGUUGUAGAUCGUAAACUCUUUCGACCUGUUCCAAAAGUAGAUGGAGGAAUUCUUCAAUUCAAACCACACGCUGAAAACAGACUCAAAGAUGUGCCGUAUGAGACAUUUGCACAUUUGGUCAAAGUGUUGCAUCAUCACCCAAAUUCAAUGAUUAGGGCAAUUCUAAAACGACACAACCUGGGAAAAGUGAUUGAUGUUUUAACCGAAUGUGGGAUUGAUCCUACAUCCCGAUCGUUUAUGGUUGAUGUGGAUUCAUAUAUUCGCUUAGCGCGACGAUGCACGCAUGAUCGCAUUCAACUAAAUACUGCAGUUAUACCACCAAUAAAAUAG
Molecule: messenger RNA, 981 nt
Organism: Batrachochytrium dendrobatidis JAM81
Lineage: Eukaryota; Fungi; Chytridiomycota; Chytridiomycetes; Rhizophydiales
Exons: 7
Coding region: 1-981 (326 amino acids)
Biological process (GO): rRNA methylation
Molecular function (GO): rRNA (adenine-N6,N6-)-dimethyltransferase activity
Source: RefSeq, a predicted model, not a curated record